AUUUCGUCUCCCCUGCGUCUCUUCCUCUCUACUCCUCGCCUCUCCCUUCUCCGGUCUCUAAUGGUCGGCCGCCUCCGCAGCAAACACCCCGUGUAUCAACGCUCCCUCACAAACCCCUCGCCGCUUCCACACCGAAACGUUCACCGCCACACCACCCCCUCUCUCCCGAUCCCUCUCGAAAGAUUCUUUCUCUCUAAACCUUUCUCCUUCUCCGAUCUUCAAAAACCCCCAUGCCAUCCCAAUUCCCAUCCCCAAAUCCGCUAAUUUUGUAUUUUAUCGAUUGGAUUUUCUUCUGAAACCUUUCUUCUCCCCAUCUUGAUCACCUUUCCGCUUUUUUUCUCGAUCUUUCGUCGUUUUUUCGGCGCUUUUCUUCGAAUUCCUGAAGAAAAACCGGCGAGCCAUGAAGAUGGAGAAGCAGAAGGAGAAGGAGAUGGAUAUUCUCUGGGACGAGAUCCCCCAUGCAACAUCGCCCCAUCAUCAUCAUCACCUCCCCAUUACUCACACCGACGAUCGUAGCGCCGCCGCAGGCGACAACCCCUGGCAUGGGCAGCCGGUGCCUUAUGACAUGUAUGUCGGCGCCGCCCUGCCGCAGCACCAUGGGCAUGCGCAUGGCAACUGGUUGAUGUCGCAAGGGGCGUCGUCAUCGUCGGGGUCGAGCUCGAUGUCCAGCGACGACGGGCUGCGCCGCUCGACGGUGCCUGGCAGCCACCAGCAGAUGGAGGAGCUCGGCUUUCUUGAUCGCCUCGAUUCCAUGCAUGUCGGUAACGGCCUCGGGGAGGCGGGGAUCGGGCGGCUCGGGAACGGCCCGGCCGACCCUAAUGUUCUCCAGAGCGGCUACGGCAAUGCCAGUGCGUGGACACCCUUCCAAGAGGAUUACAGAGUUGUUCGCCACUCCAUUCCACGGAGCACGAUGCCGUUUGACGACGAGCGAAGGUUUCUGGAGUUGGUCUACCAGCGCCAUUACUCUAAUUUACUUGACUCGUGGCUCCAAGCCCGGCGGUCCGGCGCCCCAGUUGCCUACCCGACCGGCUUCUAUUUACAACAGAACUGGAAGGACGUGCUGAAUGGCUUGAAUGACUUGCAGCUAGGCAGCAAUGAUGGGUUGGGCCAGAACUCUCACCACGGGGGAGUUUAUGAUGGCAAUCCGGUGACGGCUCUUUACGGGGCUUCGGCUGCUGAAGCCUUCCCGCAGCAGGGCGGAGUCGAUCUUAAUUGGAACGUCGGUUUCUUGAAUUCACCGAGGUUGCCGGUGAUGAAUGGGGGGGCUGAGGCAGGGAUGCCGGCGAAUGGUUGCGUUCCGCAGUCCCAACCGCAGAUAAGAAACCUCAGAAAUGUUGAAGCUUUUGGCUGCGAGGAUAGUUUAAUUAUACAGGGGAAGGGGCUGCCCUCUGUGGGGGACAAUAGAAGGGAGUUCCAGAGGGAGCACAAGAAGUUGCCACGGCUCGAUGACUGGCUGCAUGUGAUGAGGAGGAGCUCUGUUGUCAAUGUGGAUGGUGUCCACAGUCCGAGGCGUCCGUGCUCGCAGCUUUCGCCCCUUAAACAUGAUUAUUUGUUGGAUUUUGAAUGGUAUAUUUACAACAUUGCAAAAGACCAGCAUGGGUGCCGGAUCCUGCAGCGGAAGUUUGACGAGGGGAAGCCUCACGAAGUGGAUAUGAUUGUUAAUGCGAUCAUCAAUCAUGUGGGCGAGCUCAUGGUGAACCCUUUUGGGAAUUAUCUCAUGCAGAAGCUGCUGGAAGUUUGCACUGAGGAUCAGAGGAUGAAGAUACUUAUUGUGCUCACGAAAGACCCCGCUGAGCUCAUCAGGAUCUCGUUGAACACUCAUGGGACAAGGGCAGUGCAGAAAUUGAUAGAGACCCUCAAAACCCCGCCGCAAAUUGCACUGGUGAUUUCUGCCCUUCAACCAGGGUUUCUAGACCUUAUCAAGGACUUGAAUGGCAAUCAUGUGGUCCAGCGUUGCUUGCAAUCUCUCGCACCGGAAGACAAUAAGUUUAUUUUUGAUGCUGCUGCUGAGCAUUGUGUUGACAUUGCGACUCAUCGUCAUGGAUGUUGUGUCUUGCAACGUUGCAUAGGCCAUGCCACUGGAGAACAUCAAGCAAAGCUAGUUGCUGAAAUUUCUGCUAAUGGGCUUUUCCUUGCUCAAGAUGCUUUUGGAAAUUACGUUGUUCAGUAUAUCCUAGACCUAAAAAGUCCAUCAGCAACUGCAACUUUGGCAUCCCAAUUUAAAGGACAUUAUGUAAACCUCUCGACACAAAAGUUCAGCAGCAAUGUGGUGGAAAAGUGCCUCAAAGUUUUUGGAGAAGAAUACCGAGCACAAAUUAUUGUGGAAUUGCUUUCAGUCUCUCGAUUUGAUCAGUUACUGCAGGACCCUUAUGCAAAUUAUGUCAUUCAAUCUGCCCUUGGGAAUUCCAAGGGAUCUCUCCAUGCUGCACUGGUCGAAGCCAUCCGUCCUCAUGCUGCAAUCCUUCGAACCAGCCCAUAUUGCAAGCGGAUCUUCUCCCGAACAAUGCUGAGGAAGUGAUGUGCAUUUUGGAUGGUAAAGGGCCGUGUUGUUGUCCCCUGUUCACUAAUAGACUAUCAACGUAACCUCCUGAUUAAGUGUUCUCAACUGAAAGAGUCUGAGAAUACCCGUUGUCAAGUUUUGGUGUCCUUUUGCUGUUAGUUAUGCGUGAGGGUGUAGUGUUGUAAAAAGAAGCAAUUUUCCUUCCAGCUACCUUGGUACGUAUGUAAUGUGGGUAUAUUGUGCAUCGACUGUAUUAUUGUCUGCUGUGACUUUGAUGACCAGAACUAUGAUUAUCCUCCUGUCUUAUAACAGUUGCAUCAUAUGCAAUUGUACAAUGUAGUAGCAGUACGGUUCCCUAGUCCUGGCUCAAGCCGAUGUUAGACAUUGAUGUUCUGGAUAUUAUAAGAUAUUAGCUGUUGUUGGAUUGUUC
This is a messenger RNA of Phoenix dactylifera (date palm), 2930 nucleotides long. Its product is annotated as putative pumilio homolog 7, chloroplastic. The record is from RefSeq and is a predicted model, not a curated record. Gene Ontology annotation, molecular function: mRNA binding. Lineage: Eukaryota; Viridiplantae; Streptophyta; Magnoliopsida; Arecales; Arecaceae. Gene Ontology annotation, cellular component: cytoplasm. Gene Ontology annotation, biological process: post-transcriptional regulation of gene expression.